GCGCUCUGGGAGCCCCGGGCCGGGGCGCAGCGAGUGGAUUUAAUGUUUAAUCGCAGUUUCCUGAAAGUCAAGGGGACUCUGCAGGGUCGUCGUCUUGGUACGUUAACGAUCGUUUACUCCAGCAGUUUGAGCGUCAUUUUUUACACAUAUCUGAAAAAACAUCUACCUACUUGUGUUUUUCAUUCAUUUACAUACAUAUACAUGUAAAACCUUAUAUAUCUGAAACAAUCUUACGUUGAUUGUAAAAAUUCAAAAUAUAAAAGAUGUUUUAAAAUAUUAAAAUAAAAAAUGUACGAAGUUGAGCUGAAAGCGAGACCCGAUGGCCCCUCGCCCAAGCACCGAGGACAGCGCCUGUGGCCUGGGACACGUCCUGGUGCUCGGACCCUGAGCUGUUGGUGGCCGUGAGCGCUGCUGGGUCUGGGCACUUGGACACGGAUGGCCCAACAGCCCAGGGCCCUGGGCUCCUUCUCAAGGGGCCUCGUCCAAGGAAAGUGAGAAGCGUACCGGCAGCUCCGGUUUCUACAGUUAAUUUUGCAGCAGUUUCUACUCAGAAAAACAGCCUCAGGCUCCACAGCAGAAGCCCGGCAGGUAGAUGAGCAGUGGGGGGUUGCCGAGCCCAGGCCCGGUCCUACCUAGAACUGUCCUCCCCGGUCUCUGCCACGCCCCAUCCCUGAAGACCUGAGAGACAGGCUGGAGUGAGUGCGCCUUUGGAGGCACAGCUCAUGGGUUCCUGGAGCCGGCGCUGCACUUGCAGGUUCCAGGUGCCUGUGAGGGGCUGUCGGUCACACCUGCUCCCGGGGAAGGAGGGUCCAGCUUGCAACCUGUGGGCUUUGUAGGACCUGGUUUUUUACAGAAUCAGGAAAGCAGUGAUGUCUCGGGAGGGCUGGCAGCCAGUUCCGGGCAGCUCAGCGCUGCGCACUGGUUUGGAUACCAUUCCAGCUGUCGUCGGCGAGGACACGAAGUUGUCUUCUCGCGGUUGCCUCGCAUCUGAAGAAUGUGACUCCACUCAGGUGGGCCGUUGCCCAGUCCACCUGAAAGGGCGCCAUGGGACCCCCCUUUCUUUGCAUUUUCAUUUGUUUUAUUAGGGAACAAAUGCCAGAAAUGCGAGAUGUGAGUGGGAACUACUUAGAAUUCCUAAAUUCAGCCAUAACGCGGACGCUUUUGUUUAUCUUGUGGAGGGUGAGCGACAGCCUCAGGCUUUUGGACGCUGUCUGCUGUCACCACCUCAGGCUAGAACCGGGCUGCGUGUUGAUCUGAGGCCCUGAGUUGGGUUUUCAUUGUGAGUUUCAAAAUUGCCAAAAGCAUAUUUCAGGGUUUUACCAGGUGUGUGCCCUUCACAAUUUCCCCCCAGGUAUGUUGACUCAAUUAUUUUAAGAAUUACCGAGAUAGGAUUUCUCAGAGUUUCAAAAGGGACUUGAGGCUGUCUUUAGACAAGACUGUUUAUGAACAGAGAAAUGAGACAGGACGUGAGCGGGUCAGCAGGUCGCAGCCCCGGGAUUAGCCUGGGAGGUGACCUGAGGUUUUCUCACUGUUCUUUUAUUCCCAGGGGCUUUGUGUCACAACCGCCUUGUUUUCUUGCCAUGUCAGCAUCUGCUGGCUUUUAGAUGGAAUAACGUCUUCCCCGGGGUGUGGGAGCCGCUUUGAACACCCAGCCUUUGUCCCAGCAGCUGCUGGGUCAGAGCUGGGAUUGGGCGCCCAUGCUGUGAACUUAAUCACCAGCCUUCUGGCUUUAAAAUAUGAACUGUAAUGUGUGCCGUUGCUCUUUGCUUUCCUGCCCUUUUUAACCAGGCUGCAGAUACUUUGGCCGUGAGGCAGAAAAGAAGAAUUUAUGAUAUCACCAACGUCUUGGAGGGGAUCGACCUGAUUGAAAAGAAGUCAAAAAACAGCAUCCAGUGGAAGGGGGUGGGCGCCGGGUGCAACACUAAGGAAGUCCUGGAGAGGCUGAGAGACCUCAAAGCCGAGAUUGAGGACCUGGACCUGAAGGAGAAGGAACUGGAUCAGCAGAAGUCGUGGCUGCAGCAGAGCAUCAGGAACGUGAUGGACGACUCCAGCAACAGCAGGUUCUCCUACGUGACCCACGAGGAUGUCUGCAACUGCUUCAGUGGCGACACACUGUUGGCCAUCCAGGCACCUUCUGGCACGCAGCUGGAGGUCCCUAUUCCGGAGAUGGGUCAGAACGGACAGAAGAAAUACCAGAUCAACCUGAAGAGUCACUCGGGCCCCAUCCAUGUGCUGCUGAUCAAUAAAGAGUCCAGUUCGUCUCAGCCCGUGGUUUUUCCUGUCCCCCCACCCGAUGACCUCACGCAGCCCUCUCAGCCCUCGACGCCCCAGACUCCGCACAAGCCCAGCCCGGCCCCUCCGAGCCCCCCCGGGCAGCCCGCCUCCGAGAGGGGCCUGGGCCUCCAGCACUUGCCGACCACAGACUUGGCUGCAGCAGGAUCUAUCACUGGAGAUAUCAUCGACGAGCUGAUGUCCUCUGACGUGUUCCCCCUCCUGCGGCUCUCCCCCACCCCCGCGGACGACUACAACUUUAACCUAGAUGACAAUGAAGGAGUGUGUGACCUGUUUGAUGUCCAGAUACUAAAUUAUUAGAUUCCAUGGACACUUGGGGCUGCUAUCUACCUCUAACUGUAUCUCUGUAGGCUUGCUAAUAACCUGAGUAUUUAUAAUGAACAUAACGCCUGCCUAGUCUCUGAUUCUGAAGUCUUCUUCCCUAAUACCUUCUCUCUGGCUUCACAAAACCUCCACCUGAAAACAAAGGGCUCCCACUGCUGCAGGGAAAGUGACUUAAUAGCCACCACACCCCACCCUUGGGUAACUGCUUCCUGGGACUUCGGCUGUUCUUCCAGUUCUCACCCCUUUGGUUUUUACUCUCAUGAGAGGAAAGUUAAAAGUAGGCUUAAGGUCACCAAAAACAAAAAUGGCCAAGGGCUCAUUAUUUGUGUUCCGCUUUUACUGCCAUGAAACUGUCCGAUUUCUGAGCUCCCGUCCGGACAGACAGUCACUGCCACGUGUGGAGCAAAGGGGGUGAGCAAGGCCGGGCCCUGUUCCCGGGAACAGAGUGUGUGAAGUGCCUUCUGGUUCAGCACUUUAAGUCAUCACAUUUGGUUGACUUCUGACAUUCCUCUUUCCUAGGCUACAGGAAAGGUCUGUUUAUGUAGUUUGUUUUUAAAAUGUGCCAAUGCCUGUACAUUAACAAGAUUUUUAAAAAUAAA
This is a messenger RNA of Miniopterus natalensis, 3215 nucleotides long. Lineage: Eukaryota; Metazoa; Chordata; Mammalia; Chiroptera; Miniopteridae. The record is from RefSeq and is a predicted model, not a curated record.